UGUGUUAGACUUUGAUUUUGAGAAGCUCUGUUCAGUAUCCAUCUCACGCAUUAAUGUGUAUGCAUGUUUAGUGUGUGGAAAAUAUUUCCAAGGACGAGGAACAAACACUCAUGCAUACAUGCACAGUGUUCAAGCAGGUCACCAUGUAUUUCUCAAUCUUCAGACACUGCGUUUUUAUUGUAUACCAGACAACUAUGAAAUUAUUGAUUCUUCCUUGGAUGACAUAACGUAUGUGCUGAAGCCAACAUUUACUGAAGAAGAAAUAUCUGUUUUGGAUACAAAUGACAAAUUAUCUCGAGCAUAUAAUGGUACUACAUAUAUGCCAGGAAUUGUGGGAUUAAAUAAUAUAAAAGCUAAUGAUUAUUGCAAUGUAAUUUUACAGGCUUUGUCUCAUGUUCCACCCCUUCGCAAUUUCUUUCUAAGAGAAGAAAAUUAUGCGUCUAUUAAGAGACCACCUGGAGACACAAUGUUCCUUCUAGUGCAGAGGUUUGGAGAGCUGCUGCGAAAAUUAUGGAAUCCACGCAAUUUCAAAGCUCAUGUUAGUCCCCAUGAAAUGCUACAAGCAGUUGUUCUGUGCAGUAAAAAGAAAUUUCAAAUUACUGAACAAGGAGAUCCAAUUGCAUUUCUUUCCUGGUUCCUGAACAGCUUGCAUUUAGCUUUAAAUGGUACAAAGAGAAGAAACAGUAGCAUUGUUUAUUCUACAUUCCAAGGAUCUCUACGAAUUUAUACACGGACGCUUUUGCCGAUUGAUGCUACCGAAGAAGAAAAGCAGCAGUUAUUAUUAAACGAAGAUUACCAAGAAAAAGUGGAGAAUACAACUUUUCUGUACUUGACACUUGAUUUGCCACCUCCGCCUUUGUUUAAAGAUGAGCUGACUGAAAAUAUUAUUCCACAAGUACCUUUAUUUAAUAUAUUAGCUAAAUUUAAUGGAACUAAUGAAAAGGAGUACAAAACUUACAAAGAUUCUAAAAUGAAAAGAUUUGAAGUUACAAGAUUACCUCCAUAUCUGAUUUUAUUUAUUAAGAGGUUUACAAAAAAUACAUUUUUUGUAGAGAAAAACAAUACUAUUGUCAAUUUCCCGAUCAAAAAUGUUGACUUUUCUGAAAUAUUUCAACCAGAGCAACGUGAAAAGCAACCCAAGGCCAUCUAUGAUUUAAUUGCUAAUAUUGUUCAUGACGGUGAACCAGGUUCUGGUAAAGGCACAUACCGCACGCACAUAUUACACAGAGGAUCUGGAAAAUGGUAUGAAAUGCAAGAUCUCCAUGUGACAGAAAUCCUUCCUCCUAUGAUCACAUUGUCUGAGGCAUAUAUUCAGAUUUGGGAACGAAGGCCCGCAGAAGAAUCUGCUGUGAAGAAUGGAAGUUAAUGUAUUAUUUUUGUUUUUCAUUUGUAAAUAAUCACAUCACAAUAAAAUGGCAUGUUCAUAUUUCAUGUGAAGGCUCUGUACUAGUUAAUAAAAUAUUUUUGCAUGCA
Messenger RNA from Stegodyphus dumicola, 1473 nucleotides. RefSeq names its product ubiquitin specific protease 39 (gene Usp39). Gene Ontology annotation, biological process: spliceosomal complex assembly; mRNA processing; protein deubiquitination. Gene Ontology annotation, molecular function: zinc ion binding; cysteine-type deubiquitinase activity. NCBI's taxonomy places the organism in Eukaryota, Metazoa, Arthropoda, Arachnida, Araneae, Eresidae. The record is from RefSeq and is a predicted model, not a curated record.